Etheostoma cragini (Arkansas darter) is the source of this 1835-nucleotide messenger RNA. RefSeq names its product ring finger protein, transmembrane 1 (gene rnft1). Gene Ontology annotation, cellular component: endoplasmic reticulum. Lineage: Eukaryota; Metazoa; Chordata; Actinopteri; Perciformes; Percidae. The coding region runs from base 193 to 1449 and encodes 418 amino acids. The transcript is spliced from 9 exons. The record is from RefSeq and is a predicted model, not a curated record. Gene Ontology annotation, molecular function: ubiquitin protein ligase activity. Gene Ontology annotation, biological process: positive regulation of ERAD pathway.
AUCCGACAUGCCGUAAAAAGCCACCAGAAGGAAUUUGCGACAUCUGCUGUCGUAAACAACGUAAAGAUGUCUGCUAACACAGCUUAGCCUGAAACAAAACGGCUUCGUUUGGUUUUUGGUUUCUUUUUGUUUUGUUUCGCGUGGACAGGACCUGGACCUGGACUUGGAUCAGAUGGGGACCGACAGCUCACCAUGAAACUCCGGGUGCACAAUGAUAGGAGUGAUUCCAGACGAGCAGGGAAACUGAGGGAGUCCCCAACUGUUAUGCAGCCGAAUUCAAGUGAGCGGGGUGCUCAUGCAGGAAAUGGUUUAUCCCUUCCUCUGCAACCAGAACUUACCAGAACACCGGCCCCUGCUGAGAGCAACGAGGUGCGGGUAACCAUGACCAGCAGUCCUGGGGAGUGCAGUGGAGGCGCAUCAUCCAGGAGGUCCAGAGUCAGUUCCCACAGCCACUCUCAUUCUCAUCCACAUGCUCAUAAUCGGCUGCCACACCACUUGAAUACGGAGCCAGAGCUUGACCCGCCUGACUCUGAUCUGGACUCUGGAGAACCCAGCACCUCCAUGUCUGAGCUCCGCUGCCUGUUCCGCUGGCUCCAGAAGAGUCUUCCUUUCAUUGUCCUACUGUGUGCUAAACUGGUCAUCCAACAUGCUCUGGGUCUUGCAGUUGGGGUUGGCCUCUUUACAACAUUUCUCUAUGUGAAUAAAAACCUUCAAAGUCUAGUGUUUCUUCAGGAGCGCCAGUCCAAGCUGCAGUGUGUUUGGCUGCUCCUGUUCCUGACCUCUUGCACCCUGCUGCUUUACUACACCUUUCUCCCUGAGACGCUUCACUAUUGCCUCGUCUUCCUCAGCCCAAGCAUUGAGCCGCUGGGUUUCUGGGAGGUUCUGUGGGCUGUCGGCAUCACCAACUUCAUAAUAAAGUUCCUCUUUAUGGGGAUUAAGUGCCUUAUUCUGCUGCUGCCAUCUUCACUGGUGACCUACAGAACCCAGGGACGUUGGGUGAUGCUGACGGAGGAGCUGGGUCAGGUACACCAGGCCAUGGCUCCUGUUCCACUGUGGUUCCGCUACCUGGUCACAUACGAGGAGGUGGACGGCACCCCCGGACUCACCCUGGGGGUCCUGCUGGCUCUGCUCUACCUCAUACUGAAGCUUUUAGGAUUGUACGGACAGUGGACGUCUUUCAUGAAAACUGUGAGGAUAUUUGUAAAAGGCGAGCAUACAGGCCCAGCAGCCACUAGGAGUCAGUGCAGUGAGGCUGGAGACAUCUGUCCCAUCUGUCAGGGAGAGUACAGGGAGCCUCGGGUCCUACUCUGUCAGCACAUAUUCUGUGAUGAAUGCAUUGCUCUGUGGUUUAACCGUGAGAAGAGCUGCCCUCUCUGUCGCACCGUGAUCACAGAGAAGGUUUCCAAAUGGAGGGAUGGAGCCACAUCUUCACACUUGCAGAUUUAUUGAUUGUGAGGGUAUAGGUGGUGGGCUUCUGGGUGGGGUACAUUGGUAUUAGUGUGUAGUUAAUGUUAUUUUCUGAGGCUGUCCAGCCCCACUGACCAGUAAUGUUGUACACACGGUUUUAAGGGCUGUGGUCGGUAAGGACACACAACUUGCACCUACAGUAGUGUUUCUGGCUUAUUCACCAGUACAUCCCUACUAGUCACUCUCAAAGACAACAGAAAGUUGAUUAUUGUCAUGUCUCAAAGUGAUUUUUUUGUUUUGUGUUGCUUUUAUUCACCUUUAAUUAUCUUCAUAUAAACCUUCCUUAUGGAGCAGCAAAUAGUUCUUUUUCCACAGUUUCUUGUACAGAAAAUGGGAACAUCAGAGAAAUAUAAAGUAUUUUAAACAGA